Molecule: messenger RNA, 3117 nt
Organism: Vigna unguiculata (cowpea)
Lineage: Eukaryota; Viridiplantae; Streptophyta; Magnoliopsida; Fabales; Fabaceae
Product: AT-rich interactive domain-containing protein 4-like
Molecular function (GO): DNA binding
Source: RefSeq, a predicted model, not a curated record
AUUAGGAAGCAGAACGACGCCGUCUUAGACCUCAGAAAGAACAACAUGAGAAGAUGUGAAUCCCGAAUCCGCAUCACGUUUUCCCAAUCUUCUUCUUGUUCAAUCUUCAUCUUCCAAUCCCAAUCCAUCCAUCACUUUAGGGUUUUAAUACUUGCAGUUCCUAAUCCUCUUCUUCUCGCGCACCGCCAUUGCCGCGCCUUCUCUCUUCGAUCGCCACCUCUCUUUGUUCGUCCGACUAUGCAACGGACCCUCGCGAUUCCUCCGUAGUUUUGCGCAACGGCGUUUUAUCCGGUGCAGCAAAGUGCGUAACUGAGUCCCGUCGGAGUCCAACUUUACACGCCAGAAAUUUCAGUUUUCUCAGUGUGCGUGCUUGUCUGAACGGUGUUCGGUUUAGCUUGAACAACGAUGUUUCCGUUCCAUCCUCAAGGAGCUCCGAAGCACUCUUGCACUCUUCUCGCUGUAACCUGUGGGACCAGUUUUGGGGAGCACAAGUCCUCACAGAAUCAACACGAAUAUCCUUUCCCUGAGCUCGUUUCCGCAGGGCGUCUUGAGGUUCAAACUCUUCGGAAUCCGGAUAAGGAACAGUUUAGGAAAGUGCUGGAGUCGUAUCAACCGAAUUUUGUUUAUUUGCAAGGAGAGCAGCUAGAGAAUGGCAGAGUUGGUUCACUGGUUUGGCAAGGAUUGGAAUUAUCGACUUCUGAAGAUAUCACAGAGCUCUUUGGUUCCACAUUGCCGACUGCUGUUUAUUUAGAAAUACCAAAUGGUGAAAGUUUUGCAGAAUCUCUUCAUCUUAAGGGAGUCCCAUAUGUUAUAUUUUGGAAGAAUACCAUUUCUUCUUAUGCUGCCUGCCAUUUUCGUCAAGCAUUUCUUUCAGUUGUACAGAGUUCGUCUACACAUACGUGGGAUGCUUUUCAUCUUGCACGUGCCUCUUUUGAACUUUACUGUGUCCAAAACAACCAAUUACUUUCUACUGAUAGUCAUGGUGCUCUUAGUGAGAUGGGGCCACACCUUCUUGGUGAAUGUCUCAAAAUCAAUGUUGACCCUUCAGAGAUUGAUGAGGAAGAUGAUGACGAAAAUUCCUCAGGCACUCUGCCUGCAAUUAAGAUACAUGAAGAUGAAGUGAACUUGAGGUUCCUUAUCUGUGGUGCACCUUCGACUGUUGACGAGACAUUGCUGAGAUCUUUGGAGGAUGGACUCAGAGCUCUCUUAACUAUUGAAAUCCGAGGUUGCAAGCUCCAUGGCAAGUUUAGUGCCCCACCACCACCUCUUCAGGCAGCCACUUUUUCUCGUGGAGUUGUGACCAUGCGAUGUGAUAUAUCGACUUGUAGUUCUGCACAUAUCUCACUUCUGGUAUCUGGCAGUGCACAAACUUGUUUUAAUGAUCAGCUCUUGGAGAGUCAUAUAAAAAAUGAGAUAAUUGAGAAGAGUCAACUAGUUCAUGCACAACUCAACAAUGAGGGAAACAAACAGAAUAUUUCUGAACCUCGCAGAUCUGCUUCUAUUGCCUGUGGAGCACCUGUAUUUGAAAUUUGCAUGAAGCUUCCUCAAUGGGCUUUGCAGAUUUUGAGACAGCUAGCACCUGAGGUUUCUUAUCGAAGUUUAGUUGCACUCGGUAUUGCUAGUAUUCAGGGGUUGCCUAUAGCUUCUUUUGAGAAAAAUGACGCUGAGCGAUUACUUUUCUUUUAUCAAAGUUGUGAGAAAGAUAGUGGUACAAGCAAAGAUAAUAUAAUAUUUAGCAGCCCCCCUGGUUGGUUGAAACCACCCCCUCCUAGAAGAAAAAGGUGUGAACCAAGCCAAGGGGCUAGCCUUGGUCUUCAUGACGGUGUCUUUGCAGGGCAUGGUGCUGUUUGUAAAGUAAAUGAAGAGGAAAAGGAUAGAAAAAUGGCGAAUGGCAUUAGCACCCCAUUAACUCCUGCUAGACAGAGAUUAAAAGUAUCUGCAAUGAGGCCAAUCCCUCACAUUCGCCGCCAUAGAAUGACACCUUUUUGUGGACCUUCUGAGGCAGAUGGUUUUGAUGGUGGCCAAGUUGAGGCUAAUUUGCCACUUAUUGCCCCAGCAAAGCGGAGUACUGGAUCAGCAUCUGCAACACACAGAAAAUCAUUUUCAAGUGCAGCUCAAUCUAAGCAGGUUAUUUCAUUGAACCCAUUGCCUCUUAAGAAGCAUGGUUGCGGUAGAGGCCCAGUACAGACGUGCUCUGAGGAGGAAUUUCUUAAAGACGUCAUGGAGUUUCUAAUUCUCCGGGGACAUAAUCGCCUAAUUCCUCAAGGAGGGCUUGCUGAGUUCCCUGAUGCCAUACUCAAUGGAAAACGUCUUGAUCUCUACAAUUUGUAUAAAGAGGUGGUUACGAGAGGAGGAUUUCAUGUUGGCAAUGGCAUCAACUGGAAGGGGCAAAUCUUUUCAAAGAUGCGGAAUUACACAGCUACCAAUAGGAUGACUGGUGUUGGAAAUACCCUGAAAAGACAUUAUGAAACCUACCUUUUAGAAUAUGAAUUGGCACAUGACGAUGUGGAUGGAGAAUGUUGCUUGUUGUGUCACAGUAGUGCAGCUGGUGAUUGGGUGAAUUGUGGCAUAUGUGGUGAGUGGGCCCACUUUGGCUGUGACAGAAGGCAGGGUCUAGGCGCAUUUAAGGAUUAUGCAAAAACAGAUGGGCUAGAAUAUAUAUGUCCUCAUUGUAGUGUUACAAAUUUCAAGAAGAAACAAAAUGUAGGUAAUGGGUAUUCUCAAGGCUCAAUGCCUUCACGACUCCUUUGAUGGUUUCUCUCUUCUGGAAGAGCAGACAAAUUAGUUACCUGCUUUGCUGGAUUUAUCUGUACUCUAUGUUUUAGAUAGAUUAGUAAAAUAUAGGAUGAAAAAAAAAAUGAAAAUUAGGUCAAUCAACAGAAAUGUCAUUAGGAUUAGGCGAACCCCUUUCACCUUUGUUAUUGAUGAAGGGGAACGAAAAUUCCUAAUUCAGAUAAUGGAACUCAUACCACUUUCGGAUCCCCAUCACAUCAAACUCUCUCCAUUGUGAGUUCAGAGUUAGUUUAUUACGAGUGUCCUAUUGUAUUGAGAGGAAAAUGUGUAUAGACUUGUGCACUGAUAAUGUUUAUAUGAUUUAAUUUAACAUAUCUUUUUCAA